UGCUAUUCUCUGAAUAAAGGAGCACUACUACCAGACUUUGAGAGUCCAAGAAAUCUUUCCUCAACUCGCCUCGCUGAGCCUGCGUCAGCCAUGGCUCUGCGCUUGACCUAGGAGGCUUGGGAUGGGGCCAGCGCUGCACAGAGGGCUGGAGGCUACUGCCCACUAAUGGCAGCCUUCCCUCUUUGCUGCAGCCCUCCCCAGCUCCCAAGCGGCCCAGACCCAGCAGAAGCCGGGGCCCAGGGCUGGCUUGCUGUUAGAAACCUGGAGGAAGGAGUUAAGAAGGCCGGGCUGAUGGCCGCGGAGACAGAGCUGUGUUUAUCCAGGAAAAGAGGUCGUACGUAGGCAACGGAGGCCCCUGCCAGCUCCUCCCAGAAGGACGGAGCUGGGGGAGCAAACUGGAGAGGAAGCUGCUUCCCUCGGGGCUGUGAAUGGCUCCCGGCUAGAGGCCAGGACCCAGCGGCGGCCCACAGAUAAGAGCCUGUGCGCCCCGAGGACCCGGGGAGAAGGGCGCGGCGCCGGACCACCCGCUGUACUUUCGCAGCAUCACCCAUCUCCGGGUCGUCUUCUCUCCUCGCCCUGCCCAGCUCCGCCCAGGUCUCCACCCGAGCCGCUGCUGGAUCUGGACUCUCUCGGCCUCGCGGAAUUCGGACUUUCAUCACCACCACCCACCGCAUGUGGCUCCUGGAGAAAGUUGGCUACAGGGUGGGGACCGCGGAGCCCGGGGCCGGGUGGGCGCUCUCUGGCCUGUUCCCUAAGCGCCGCGCCCCAGGCCCGGCUGCGCGCGCCUGCCCCAACGUCCUCACACCGGAUCGCAUCCCGCAGUUCUUCAUUCCGCCUCGGCUCCCGGACCCAGGCGGCGCCGAGCCCCGGGCCGGGCGCGACUCGGGCGGGCGCGGCCUCCCCGCGGCCUGCUCGCUGCCGCACCUGGCGGGCCGCGAAGGCUGGGCCUUCCUGCCCGAGAGUCCGCACACGCGCCGGCGCGAGUCCCUGUUCCACUCGCCGCCGCCCGCCCCCACUGGGGGGCUUCCCCCGGCGCAGUCCCGGCUGCACUUCUCCACUCCGGACCUGCGCCUCUGCCGGGCCCCUGACAGCGACACGGCCUCGUCACCCGAUUCGUCGCCCGUCGGCUCGCCGCGGCCAGGCUCCGGCGAGCCCCGGCCGCCCAGGCCGCACUCGCUGUCCCCGGAGGAGGCGAGCUCGGCCGACACCAGCCCGUACGCGCCGCGCCGCGCGGGGCCCCCAGCGCUGCCGCUAUUCCACCUCGACUUCUUGUGCUGCCAGCUGCAGCCGACCAAGGACAGCGUGCUGCGCCUCGGGCCCCGGGGCGGGCAGCUGCGGCUCUCGGCCGAGUACCAGGCCGGGCCUGGGCGGCUGCGGCUGCGCCUAGUCAGCGCCGAGGGCCUGUCCCGGUCGCAGGCGGGCCCCGGGAGCGGCGGUGGCGGCUGCUGCGUGGUGCUGAGGCUGCGACCGCGCUGUCGGCCGCGGGGCCAGCGGAGCCGCGUGGUCAAAUGCAGCCCCAACCCCAUCUUCAACGAGGACUUCUUCUUCGACGGGCUCCGCCCACCAGACCUGGCUGCCCGCACUCUGAGAGCCAAGGUGCUGGACAGGGGCGAAGGGUUCCGCAGGGACGUGCUGCUGGGCAAGUGCGAGGUGCCGCUGAUGGCCCUGCUGCCUCUCUUGGGUGGGGAGCUAGGUUCAGGGGCCUCCCUGGCUCCUGCCCAUCUCAGCCUGUAGACUGAGAGACUGUCUCUUCCUCGGAAGGUCUCCAUUGGGUCUGCAGUCGUUCUUUCCAUCUGCCAGACAUGUAUUUAUUUUUGCUCAUAAAAUGUCUGUUUUUCUCUA
Messenger RNA from Equus caballus (horse), 1842 nucleotides. RefSeq names its product C2 calcium dependent domain containing 4D (gene C2CD4D). The record is from RefSeq and is a predicted model, not a curated record. NCBI's taxonomy places the organism in Eukaryota, Metazoa, Chordata, Mammalia, Perissodactyla, Equidae.